Medicago truncatula (barrel medic) is the source of this 1766-nucleotide messenger RNA. RefSeq names its product FBD-associated F-box protein At5g60610. The transcript is spliced from 5 exons. Bases 96 to 1451 code for a protein of 451 amino acids. The record is from RefSeq and is a predicted model, not a curated record. Gene Ontology annotation, molecular function: protein binding. Lineage: Eukaryota; Viridiplantae; Streptophyta; Magnoliopsida; Fabales; Fabaceae.
AAAUUAUUAUAGGUUAGACAAUGGUUGGAAGGGGGAGAGAUUAUUAAGAGGUGUUAUUCUUAUAGAGCGGUCCUGCACCAAACGAAACGGCGGCGAUGAUGGUGGAAGAGUCAAGCUCCAUUCGGCUGAGACUACAGGACAGAAUCAACAAUCUACCAAACUCCGUACUGCAUCACAUUCUAUCAUUCCUCCCUACCAAAACCUCCGUCCACACCAGCCUCGUCUGCCGCAGAUGGCGAAACCUUUGGAAGAAUCUUCAAACAUUCAACUUCUGCGAUAACUCUCACUACAUGAUCUACGACGAAGACAACAUCAAACAGUUCUUGUGUUUCACCGUUUUCGUCAAUGCUGUACUUUCUCUUCGUAGGUCACGCGACACUCGCAAGUUUCAUCUCUCUUGCGUUCAUUUCCCGUCCGAUCCAUUCUUUGCUUACUCGGUUGACACUUGGAUCAGUACCGUCGUCGGACCCCAACUUGAGGAAUUUCAUCUUACCCUCCAUUGUCUUGACGGAUUCGCCUUCAAUCUCCCUCAAUCUCUUCUCUCUUGCUCCAACCUUAUAUCCGUUAGUCUUUCUGGUAAUAUCUUGUUUCAAUUACAAGACUCUUCGGGUAUUUGCCUACCGUCAUUGAAAGUGCUGCAACUACUACUAGACAUGUAUCUCUUGGAUUUGAAUCCUGUGAAUAUCUUUCUUUCUGCCUGCCAUGUUCUCGAAGAUCUGGAAAUGUCCUUUACUCAUGAAUCUCUGGCCAUACUUCGGGUCCCAACUUCCUUAAAGAGGUUGAAAAUUAUGGUUGAGACUAAAGUUGGGGCUUGCCUUGAAAUAGACGCACCCGAUCUCAAGUUCCUUAGCCUCACCAAUGUUACAAUCAGCCAUGCAGCAACUAUUGGAAACUUGCACAAAGUGGAAGAAGCAUUUCUUGAUGUACUUCCCACUCCUGAAAGUGAAUCUGUUGAACCUUUACUGAAUCUCCUCCGAGCUCUCUCUGGAAUUAAACAUCUCGAGCUGUUUAGUUCAACAACAAAGUGGCUAUCUGCUGCCCCAACUUCAGAUUUUCCUGAAUUUCAUUAUUUGCUUCACCUACAGCUCUUUCUUCUCUCUUUCAACUUUAAUUUUAUAUUCGACAUGCUUCAUAAAUGUCCUAUCCUACAAACUCUGAUAACAUUCAACGACAAGAUGGAUCCAUCGUUUGAUUCUUCACCUGCAUAUGGAUGGGAGACGAAGCCUCAAAGUGUUCCUAAGUGUCUCGUAUCCCAUUUGACCUUUAUUAAAUUUGAAGCAUAUCUAGGACAUUCAAAUGAGCUGGAAUUUAUUGGCUAUGUUUUGCAAAAUGGACUUGUUUUGAAGACAGUGCUUAUUGAUGAUUUCUAUAUGAUGAACCAACCGGAGGAGUGGAAGGAAAAAAUUUAUGAUCUGCCAAGGGGGACGAUGUGCCAACUUAAAAUUCAUUGAGAUGUAUCACAAAGCUCGCAGGGCCAUGGAAGAAUUCAAAAGCAGGAGCCAGAGAGAAUAGGACUGCUGCCGAGAAGGGUGUGGAUAAUUCUGUACUUUUGGUUACAUAUCCAUAAGAUGUUAUCAUGUUUUGAAUUCCGUAGUACCUAUCUUAAUCUCUGUGUUACCUUUGUUGUUUGUUAUUACUUUAAUUAAUAUUUUAUGACGCCAGUUUCAGUAUUAGUAUUUUGGUACCUUGUAAUCUUUAUAGGAACCUUAUGUUUGGAUGAAUAUUUUUAGCAAUCAGUAUAUUGUGCUGUGAUUUGCUUUUGAUGG